Lachancea mirantina is the source of this 1974-nucleotide messenger RNA. Lineage: Eukaryota; Fungi; Ascomycota; Saccharomycetes; Saccharomycetales; Saccharomycetaceae. The record is from the annotation of a GenBank genome assembly.
AUGGAUAAGGCUAAUGCCGAUUGGGCCAAAGAGAUUCCUUGCAAGAAUAUAACCAUUUAUGGGUUCUGCAAGUACGAGAACGAAGGGUGUAUUUUCAACCAUAAGAGUACGAAAACAGGCACGAAAAACGCAAAUUCUGUAACAGCGGGGAACAACGAGGAUUUGGUACCGCAAAUUCAACCGAGUGCAAAUCAAGUGGGGCAGGGUGCUCAGAGUGCUUCGAUGUCGGAUGUGCAAAACACCGUGGGUUUGCAGCCUAGUCAGCAGAACUUACAAAAUGUGCAGAAUGUAGGGAGCAAGUAUAAUGCGAAAACAGCGGCCUUCUUCACACCUUCGUCGAAGCCAACUAUCAUCAAGCAAGAAAAAUCUACGCAGAAAUUGGGAAGCGAGAUGUCCAGUGCAUCGUUAGGUUCGGGAUUUAUCAGCGGGUUUAAUCCGUACGCUGCCAAUUUUACACCUGGAAAUGCUACGUCUAGUCCAGCCGAUACUCCACCUCCUACGUCUUCGUCAGGAAGAGCUUUCAACCCUUAUUCUGCACCCGCUGUGAUGGGCAACGUAGGCAACGUCUCGUUGCCUGCACCAGUCUCAGGCUCGAGCUUUCCGGACGUCGCGUUCGAGCAUCAUCAUCGCAGCUCCGCAAUCAAUCCCAACUUCCCCACUAUUUACCCACCGAGCCAUUCAAUUUUACAAUACCAUUUGUAUGCCCCCGACCCUCCGCUUCAUCUUCAAGUGUCUCUGAAACCGAACGAGCGAACUCCGGAAAUGCUCUUUAUUCCGAAUAACUUGCGAGAAGAACUGGUGAAAAAAAAUCAAGCUGCACUUCAAGUGUUUCCAGCUAGCGGAAUGCUGCCGGACAUUGUCGGUGACUAUUUUGGGCUUGUCCCGUUGGAGUUUCACAGUCGUCCUGCAAGCGAUAAACGGUACUGUGGGCAUCAAAACUCGCUUUACAAAGUUUUCAGCAACGUUGAUGGAAAAGUGUACAUUAUGAGAAGAAUACAUGAUGUUCAAAUUGCAGAGUCUCAUCAGCUGUCCAAGGCGUUUCAGGCGUGGGAAAAAGUUGAGUGUUCGAACGUCGUAAAGCUGCGCGAUGCAUUUGUGAGCAGGGCUUUCAACGAUUCUUCCCUUUGCAUGGUCCAGGAUUACUACCCACAGUCGCCCUCGUUACUAGAAACUCAUCAAGUAAGCUUCAGUCUAACACCGAUAACGCAAGACCUGCUUUGGGCGUAUCUGGUCCAGAUGUGUAGCGCCAUACAAGAAGUUCAUUCCCAAAAUCUGGCGCUCCAAAAUAUAUGCCUUGAGAAGGUUAUUGUCACGGGAAGCCCGGGCCGGAUUAAAGUGGCCGAUUGCGGGACAAAAGAUAUUUUAUUAUCUUCAAGCGACAGAGACCUUUUCAAGGAGCAGCAACAGGAUUUCAGGGACCUCGGAUCUAUGCUCAAAGAGCUCGUGUCAAAAAUGACGGGCGUUAAAAAUAGCCCGAUUGAGGGCCCAGCUAUAGAUGAGCAAUUCAAGAAUGCCGUUGAUUAUCUUUGUGAAAACAAUAGCUUCAAAACCCUCCAGGAACUCAUGGGCUUGAUCUCGCACAAAAUUCUGCCUGUUAUGACGAGUUUCCAGAACUAUGCGGAGUACACGGAAUCCAUUCUUUCUCGAGAGUUAGAGAAUGGCAGACUUUUUAGGCUAAUGUGCAAAUUGAGCUGCAUCUUCGGUCGGACUGAGUCUCGUGUCGACAUCAACUGGUCAGAAUCGGGAGACAAGUUCCCAAUAGUGCUUUUCUACGACUAUGUCUUCCAUCAGGUUGACGAAACCGGCAAGCCUGUAAUGGAUCUCACACACGUUCUAAGGUGUCUGAAUAAGCUUGAUGCUGGAGUGUCGGAACGUCUCAUGCUCGCUACUCCAGACGAGCUAAAUUGCAUAAUAAUCAGCUACAAAGAGUUGAAAGAUCUGAUAGAUUCAACCUUUAGGAUGAUGACGCAAUGA